This is a messenger RNA of Dama dama (fallow deer), 1997 nucleotides long. RefSeq names its product RAB, member of RAS oncogene family like 3 (gene RABL3). Bases 53 to 763 code for a protein of 236 amino acids. Gene Ontology annotation, biological process: intracellular protein transport. The transcript has 8 exons. Lineage: Eukaryota; Metazoa; Chordata; Mammalia; Artiodactyla; Cervidae. Gene Ontology annotation, cellular component: endomembrane system. Gene Ontology annotation, molecular function: GTPase activity. The record is from RefSeq and is a predicted model, not a curated record.
GAUUGGCCUAUAAUCCCGGAAUAGGCGUUAACCUCAGGAAGGCAAUGACAAGAUGGCGUCUCUGGAUCGAGUGAAGGUACUGGUUUUGGGAGACUCAGGUGUUGGGAAAUCUUCCUUAGUUCAUCUCCUGUGCCAGAAUCAAGUGCUGGGAAAUCCAUCGUGGACUGUGGGCUGCUCAGUAGAUGUCAGAGUUCAUGACUACAAAGAAGGAACUCCAGAAGAGAAGACCUACUAUAUAGAACUGUGGGAUGUUGGAGGCUCUGUGGGCAGUGCCAGCAGUGUGAAAAGCACAAGAGCAGUGUUCUACAACUCUGUAAAUGGUAUUAUUUUAGUGCAUGACUUAACAAAUAAGAAGUCAUCCCAAAACUUGUACCGUUGGUCAUUGGAAGCUCUAAAUAGGGAUUUGGUGCCAACUGGAGUCUUGGUAACAAAUGGGGAUUAUGACCGGGAACAGUUUGCUGAUAACCAAAUCCCAUUGUUGGUAAUAGGGACUAAACUGGAUCAGAUUCAUGAAAACAAGCGUCAUGAAGUUUUAACUAGGACUGCUUUCCUGGCUGAGGAUUUCAAUGCAGAAGAGAUCAAUUUGGAUUGCACAAAUCCACGGUACUUAGCUGCAGGUUCUUCCAAUGCUGUCAAGCUCAGUAGGUUUUUUGAUAAGGUCAUAGAGAAGAGAUACUUUUUAAGAGAUGGUAAUCAGAUUCCAGGCUUUCCUGAUCGAAAAAGGUUUGGGGGAGGAACAUUAAAGAGCUUACAUUAUGACUGAAUUACACUCAUCCUUUGGAAGAGUGAGCAAGCGGUGGCAGUUUUUCACAGCUUUCUUCUUGCUGUGUCGAUUAUUAAUGUCUCAGCCUUUUAAUGAAAUCAUCUUAAAAUGCCACCCUUCAGCCUCACCCUUUAAUGGAAAACUGAAAGGAAGUAACAGCGCGGGAGGUCCAGACUUUGUCCUCAUUCUCUCUAUUCUUCACCUUUCUGUCCCUGUUUAUAGAUUAUAUAAAAACCUUGUGGAAAUAUGAGAUGUCAAAAUGAUGCAGUAAAUGAGCAGUGACAGAAUGCUGCAGAGAAAAUUUAUUCUUGCCUAGAACUGGAAGAUUUUUAUGGGUCUGUAAUUUUCCCACACUCAUUGCUGAAGGCUUAAUUAAGUACUUCAGAAAUGUAUCUCCAUUGUUUUGCCUUCUGAGGGGAAAGGUUAUGUUAACCAGCCCUGAGUUGUCCACCCCAAACAAUCUCUGUCAUUUUCAAAGAAGCAAAAUGGUAUUAUUUAAUUGUCUCCACCUUCAUCACACACACAAGGAUGCCUAAUAAUAGCAACCCUUGUCUCUCUGUCUUCUCUUUUGCAAAUGGCUCAGUGGCUGGAAGAGGCAAACUAAUAGCUGGAGUUAAAUAUAAAUAGAUUAAUAAUACAUAGAGAACAGCAGUACCAGUAAAGAAGAAUUCUGCAAGAAAUUGACAGCUCACUAAAUCCUUCACUCUUUAGGUUACAGCUGUCUGCACCCUCUUACUGUUUUCUGUUUGGAAAAAGGCGGGGUGAAAUCUAAGACCUGCACAAGGGCAGUAAGAGGGAUUUACACCCUCUUCAGUUUUUAUUUUUAUUUUUGAAGGAAAAGUCAACUCCUAAAAUGUCCCUUAACUAUAGUCCAUAAACUAAGAAUAUUAUUCUUUGUGUUAACAAUGCAUUUAUGGAGAGAAGUAAAAAUAAGUUCCACAGCAACACAUUUACAUGAAUUAUGGACUAGGAUUCUUGGAUUUCAUAAUCUAAAAUUUUGGGGGUGGUGUGUGUGUAUAUGCAUAACUGUUCAUCGUUACUUUUUUUACCCAUCUUUUUUGCUUGUAUAAUUCCCUUUGCCCCAGUUCUUUAUUAAUAUAUAAACCUGUUUUGCAAAAAUUGUAAUUUGCUGCCUUAUUCAACAACACCUUUUCACACAUAUUCUGUCUCUAGCUUUGCUGUAAGACUCCACACUCCUGAUUUUGCUCCAUAUUAAAGUAUAAUAAUAAUAUAA